GUAUAUAUAUUUUGCGUACUACGUGGUACAUACAAUACGUGUUGGCAUGUUUUUGUAUUUCGUGUAGAAUUCCAGUUUAUCGUCGUAAUGUGUCGUGUGUACGAUGAUCAUUAUCAGUGAUAAUCAGUUGUAUAUUUGUAUUAUAAUUAUACGAGCAACGUUGAUUGCUGAUACGUAAAAUGGCCUGGUUCGGAGACAGUCUACCCAGUCUGUCGAAUUUAAAGGGACAGAUUACGAAUUUCACGAAAGAGGUUUUAUCCGAUGGUAUCGUUAAGGAAAUAGAUGAAAGAUCACAAGCUUUGGACGAAGCGAACGAAAGGUGCAGUCAAUUGCAAGAUCUGCUCAAUGCGAAAGAUGCCGAGAUUUCUCUCCUACGUCGACAAAAUAUCGAGUUGCAGAGUACUGUUAUCGAGAUAAAUGCAAAGUCCAAAGAAUCGAAGGAUACAAAUCAUAUCGAUGAAACCGAAGGCGUCUUUUGCGAUCCCUCGUGCGUCAACAAUCGAAACGCAAAGAUUCAGAAUGUACGUCAGCUACAGGAACAAUUGGCUCAAGCCACCGUGAAAGUCCGCGAAUUAGAAUACGAGUUGAAACACCUACAAAAGGUGACCACCAACGCGUCCUUGAGAGAUGACAUUUCCGAUGGACAUCAAAAGGCUGAAGUCGUACGAGCGAAACAAGAUAUGAUGAAUCGUAUAAUACAAAUGGAAGAAAAGACUCGAGAAGCAGAACGAAAUGCUAAGCAUAUCCAACUGGAUGAAGCCAGUCUUAUCAAUGACUUUCGUUCAGUAAUAUCGAAAUUAAACUCGCGUGAGAAAUUUGAUUUGGUCAGCGGAGCGUUGAAAGCUUUACAAAUCGAAAGCGAGACACGCGAGAAGGUAAAAAAUCAUGAAAAAUCCAAUGAUCAACUCGAGAAAGUCGAUGGUAUCGAAUACAACACUUUAACUAUGAGACAUCAUUUGGAUAAUGCAAGUGUGCAAGAAAAUAAAUCGAGCGAUACGACUGAAGAAUUUUCGAUCAAUAAACGGGAAAUAAUAUUACAGCAAAGAAUAGAGGAACUCCAAAAUGAAAAUAAAGAUCUUUUGGAAGCUAUGGAAAAAUUGGACGAAGAACAUUCGCAAUCCAUCGAAAAACUAUUGUCGCUCAGAGAAGAAACUAAUAAAAAGCAUCGUUUUCUGCAAAACUCGUACGAGCAGCUUUCCAUGGAUUACAACAAAUGCCAGAAAAAAAUAAUCGAAUUUCGUAACAACGAUGUGAAACUCGAUGAAAAUGCUCAUACCAAAACGAGCCAUCAUCAAUUUGUUCAGACCGAUAAUUUAGACAAUUUAGACAAAGUUCCUUUGCAAAGAGACGAUGUGGUGCUGGAAACAAGUAUUCUCGAUGAUAUUGCUCAGAAAAUUAAGAUGAUUUUGAAAAACUAUACCAUAAGCAGUAUCGAGCCGGGAGAAUCCAUCUUUGAAGCCAUCGCGAAACAAUACGUCGAUACUAGAUGGAAAUUAGACGUUUUAGAAAGGAAAGUAACCGAGAUUACUAGAGAUUUAAAGGAGACCAACGAAAUGAAAGACAGCCUGCAACUAGAAUGCGAGGAAUUGCAGUCUCACAUCGAUUCGUUAUUGUUGGAAAAUCAAGUUUUAAAAUCGAGUUUACCAUCUAUUCCCGAAGCGAGCGAAGAACGAGUAGUUUCCUUAGAAACGGAAGUUGAAUCUUUACAGGAAGAAGUGAAACGACUCUCGGCUGAAAACGAAACGAUACGAGAAACAAACACAACUUUGACGCACGCUGUCCAAGAUGAGGGAAUGUUAAAUCGCGAAGCAAAUCAUUCAUUUAUACAGGAAAACAUCGAAUUUCCAACAUGUUUAGAACAGAAUAACGGUUCCAACGAAGAUGCGGGGUCUAUCGAGCAAUUACAACUCCAUCAUGAAAGUGUAUCCAAGACGAAAUUGUCGGAAAAUAAUCUUGCAUCGUCGCAGCAGGAUGCUGUAGAUAAAUUGGCAGACGAGAAUAAAGAUUUGUCACAGAAGAAUUCGCAAUUAUAUGACACAAUUUUGCGAGAAUGUAGUCUACGAGAAGAGAAUGAUUGUCAAUUACGCGAUUUACAGGAACGACUCGACAUAGUUAAUCGCGAGAAACUCGAGUUGGAGAAUGAUAUUUUACACAAGGAAAAGGAAUUAGAAGUAAUGCAGAUUCAAAUGGACACGAAACAAUCUCAAGUUACAAAAUUAUAUCAAGAUAAUGAUAGAUUAAUUAAAGAAAAUGUAUCUCUGUCGGAGCAAUUAACUGCUACGCACGAUGAAUCAUUGGAUAAGAUUGAAUUGUUGAAUACUGAGAUGUCGUUGCUUCAGCAAGAACAUGAAGAUUUGAAACAGGAGGAAUCGAUCUACAAAGAAGAAUUGACUCGGACAAAGAAUAAAUUGUACGAGGCGCAGCAACAUUAUGCGAAAUUGGAAAACGAACAUUGUAUCUUAACAACGCAGUAUGAACAAGUUGAAUUAGAAAAGAAAAAUAUUCAAACACAAUUAGUGAUAAGCAUGGAAGAAGUUGAAGAGUUGAGUCUUCUACGAAACAAAUGUAAGCUUUUAGAACAAGAAAUAAAAGUUGUUCGUAUUAAAGAAACGCAGUUGUUGGAAUCUCGAGAAGACUUUUCGCCAGAGAUAUCUUCAAACGUAGAUAGAGCCAAUAAAAGAUUGCAGGAAGAACUUUCAAGAACUGUUGCAGAUAAUUUAAAUGGUUUAGAAACGGAAAACAUUAUACAAGCGGAAAAGCAAGAUUUAGUGCCAAAAGAUACAUCGAAUAAUAAUGACCAACAAACAUUCUUAUCGAUUAUCGACGAAGAGAAGGAUGCCAUCAAAGCACUCAACGAACACCUGAUGAGCGAAAUUAAUGAAUUACGUAGCAAAUUACAACUUGCUAUUGAGAAUAGUAAAGAGUCGGCAGAGAUGACUAAACAGACGAUUGAGGAUCUCUCUCAUCUUGUUCGAGAAAAAGAUCAGGCGAUAAGCAUUUUACAUGCCGAAGUAGAUCGCGCGAAUACUACUAUCGCGCAAACUUCCAACGAACUUGUCGUAAUCAGAAAUCAGAAGAAUGAACUCGAGCAACUUAUUUCUGCGAAACAUAAUGAAAGUUUACAAUAUCAGAAUGAAAUUCAAAUGUUGAUUCAACGCGUGAAUGAACAAACGGUUCAAAUCCAAAACUUAAUUUCAGAGCAAACAGCGAAUAAAAUACGAGAAGACGCAAAUCUGGAGGAACGGCAAAAGGAUGAAAAAAAUGCCGAAAUUUUGGCUCUGACGAAAAAAUGUGACGCAUUAGAAGCGGCUUUGGUGCAAGAACAGUCCAACAAUAGAAUUCUGCAAAACCAGCUCGUCGAGAGUCAAAACAGAGAAGCUAACUCUGUUAAAGAAUUAGAAAGACUAAGGACGCAUUUGGUCGAAAUGGAAUCGAGCUAUACAGACGAGGCUCUAAGUGCUGAAAAAAAUUAUCAAGAAUUAGAGGCGAAAUUAUUGCAAGCUGAAGAGAAAGUAAAGAGUAGUUCAACGGCUUUCACAUCGGCAAAUAUUCGGGCGAAUCAGCAGGUAGAAACGUUGCAGCAACAAAUAGCUCUGAUUACUCAACAGAGAGAUCAUAUACAGACAAAAUUAUCUGCUGCAGAAGACAAUAUUCUACUACAAUCUGCCUCUUUAACAAAUUUGCAAAUAGUUUUGGAACAGUUUCAACAAGAAAAAGAACGCGACAUUGAGUCAGCUACGGAAAAAAUUCGGUCUCAGCUCAAUGAAGCAUAUAAGAAACAAGAUGGAUUUCUAAAUGAAAUUUCGAUUCUUAAGCAACAAUUAUCCGAGGCUAAAGAAUGCUUGCAAGCUGCCUCGAGACUGAGCGAACAGCUUGAGAAGAAAGAUGAUCAAAUCGAGCGACUCGACGAAGAAGUUGCACGAUUGACCACAUCGCUAAAUUGUGCCGAGCAAAGAGUAAAAGAGACCAUGGAGCACGAUGAGGAAAAAAUUGACAAAAUUCUUAUUAAAAAUCUUCUCUUGGGUUAUUUAUCCUCGACUACAUCGGACAAAUCUGCGAUACUCAGGGUCUUUGCCAAUGUUUUGAAUUUCACCGAUUCAGAAAAGGAAAAAACUGGUUCGAACAUCGCGACGACGCAGAGUGGUAGUACGCUUUCAAAGUACCAAGAAGCGUCUUUAUCGACAGCUUUUGUGAGAUUUCUAGAAAGUGAAUCUAAACCGAAGCCUCAGCUACCACCUUUGCCAAUUGUGAAUUCAUCUUCGUCGCGGUCAGGAUAUAACAAACAACAGUCUUCAUCAUCGGCACAAUCCACAUUGUUAUUGCCCAACGUUGCUCUUCCAACAUUUCCAGACUUUAUUCCGGCCAGAAAUACGGGAUCUAUUUUGAAGGAAGUAUUAAAGGACAGUUGAUAUUAAACGCAUUAUAUUAAAAAAAAAAUUGUACAAAUAAUAUUAGAAAUUAUAAUAUAUUGGAUUGCAUUUUAUACCGCAAUAUUGUAUCGCCUGACUGCAUUCCACUCGAAUCAUCUUUUGCACAUUAUCCGAUUUUUGUAUAACCAACUGCGUGCUCAAUACAUAUAUAUGUAUAUAUUGUGUACAUUUUGUGUGUAUUUGCGUGUGUUGGAUAGAGAAAAAGAUAUUUUGUUCGCUUGAAGAACUAGAGUUUUAAUGUAGCUAUAUAAAGUUACAAUGAACAAAAAAGUAUAUUAUACCGUUGCUUUCUUUUCGAUAGCAAAAUAACAAGAUUCUCUAUUUAUAACGCAAUGACACAACGUCGUACUACAAGUAAUAAAUACAUAGUAAAGUUUCAUUGUAUACAACUAACGCGCGUACUGGGGGCAUAAAUAUAAAAUUAAAUCAUGUAUAUUCGAACAGAAUUAGUGUACAAAAUAUAAAUCUAUUUAACGAUUUCAUACACUAUUAUUAUUUUGCGAAAUAUAUGUACAUAGACUUUC
This is a messenger RNA of Nylanderia fulva, 4954 nucleotides long. RefSeq lists its product as uncharacterized. Gene Ontology annotation, molecular function: small GTPase binding. NCBI's taxonomy places the organism in Eukaryota, Metazoa, Arthropoda, Insecta, Hymenoptera, Formicidae. Gene Ontology annotation, biological process: endoplasmic reticulum to Golgi vesicle-mediated transport; Golgi organization. The record is from RefSeq and is a predicted model, not a curated record. Gene Ontology annotation, cellular component: Golgi apparatus.